Vigna unguiculata (cowpea) is the source of this 2970-nucleotide messenger RNA. RefSeq names its product protein ROOT HAIR DEFECTIVE 3-like. Gene Ontology annotation, biological process: endoplasmic reticulum membrane fusion. The record is from RefSeq and is a predicted model, not a curated record. Lineage: Eukaryota; Viridiplantae; Streptophyta; Magnoliopsida; Fabales; Fabaceae. Gene Ontology annotation, cellular component: endoplasmic reticulum. Gene Ontology annotation, molecular function: GTPase activity; GTP binding.
CGUUAAACAGAACAAAAAUCUCUGUGUUGUGUUGUAUGGCGGAAACAAGAAGACGAAAAUGCAUUAGGCAGAGACAGUUUGAAGAUAGUUUAUAAGAACAAAAGCCAAAUUGUAAAUGAUUUUGUAAGAUGAGAGAUUGCCCUUUCUCUUAACUUUUCCCCUUCUUCAAACCCAAUCCCGAUUCAUGCAAAUGGACCAUUGUUGUUCCACUCAGCUUAUUGAUGGAGAUGGUACAAUCAAUGUUGCCGGAAUCGAAAACUUCAUGAAAGAAGUUAAGUUAGGUGAAUGUGGGCUUUCCUAUGCCGUAGUUUCUAUAAUGGGUCCUCAAAGUAGUGGCAAGAGUACACUCUUAAAUUCUUUGUUUAAUACCAACUUCAGAGAGAUGGAUGCAUUUAAAGGAAGGUCUCAAACAACCAAAGGAAUUUGGAUGGCUAAAUGUGUUGGCAUAGAGCCUUGUACACUUGUGAUGGAUUUGGAGGGUACAGAUGGAAGAGAGCGUGGAGAGGAUGACACUGCAUUUGAAAAGCAGAGUGCUUUAUUUGCUUUGGCCAUUUCUGAUAUAGUGCUAAUAAACAUGUGGUGCCAUGACAUUGGCCGCGAACAAGCUGCAAAUAAGCCUCUUUUAAAAACUGUGUUUCAGGUCAUGAUGAGAUUGUUUAGUCCACGCAAAACAACAUUGCUGUUUGUCAUACGUGACAAGACAAAGACACCGCUUGAAAAUUUAGAGCCUGUUUUGCGAGAAGAUAUUCAGAAGAUAUGGGACUCUGUUCCUAAACCAGAGGCCCAUAAGGAAACCCCAUUAAGUGAUUUUUUCAUUGUUGAAGUUGUUGCUCUUUCUAGUUUCGAAGAAAAGGAAGAACAAUUUAAGGAACAGGUUGCCAACUUGAGGAAACGAUUCCAGCAUUCUAUCGCUCCCGGUGGCCUUGCAGGGGAUCGACGUGGAGUGGUUCCUGCUUCUGGCUUUUCUUUUAGUGCUCAGGAAAUCUGGAAAAUCAUUAAGGAGAAUAAGGAUCUCGACCUUCCCGCACACAAGGUCAUGGUUGCUACUGUUCGAUGUGAAGAAAUUGCUAAUGAGAAAUAUGACCUUUUUGUUUCAAAUAAGGACUGGUGUGAGUUGAAAGAGGCUGUGCAAUCUGGCCCUAUUUCUGGUUUUGGGAAAAAUCUCAAUUCAAUCCUUACCACUUGUCUUUCAGAAUAUGAUGCUGAAGCCAAUUAUUUUGACGAAGGUGUCAGAACGGCAAAGCAAAAGCAACUUCAAGAAAAACUGUUGCAACUUGCCCAACCAGCAUUCCAAACUGCGCUGGGACAUGUAAGGUCCAUAGUUUUUGAUAAGUUCAAGGAAGCAUUUGACAAGGCUUUGAAUGGAGGGCAAGGGUUUUCUUCUGCUGCUAAUAGGUGCGUAGAGUCUUGUAUGGCUAAGUUUGACGAAGGAUGUGCAGAUGUUGUCAUUGAAAUAGCCGACUGGGAUACAUCUAAAGUGAGGGAGAAGCUACGGCGUGAUGUUGAUGCACAUGUCUUAUCUGUCCGUGCAUCUAAGAUAUCAGAACUAGUUUCAUCAUAUGAGGAACAACUGAAGGAGGCAUUAUCUGCACCUGUUGAAACUCUAUUGGAUGGAGCUAAUAGUGAUACUUGGCCAUCGAUAAGGAAACUUCUUAAACGUGAGACUCUAGCAGCUGUUUCUGGGUUCUCUUUGGAACUUGACAGAUAUGAUAUGGAUGAAGAAACAAAAAAUAGCAUGAUUGUGACUUUAGAGGAUUAUGCAAAGGGUGUGAUAGAAGCCAGGGCUAGGGAAGAGGCUGGCAGAGUUCUAAUCCGUAUGAAGGACAGGUUUAUGACAUUGUUUAGUCAUGAUUCUGAUUCAAUGCCUCGUAUUUGGACGGGUAAUGAAGAUAUUCGAGCCAUCACAAAGUCUUCCCGCUCUUCAUGCUUGAAGUUGCUGUCUGUAAUGGCUGUAAUUCGUUUGGCUGAUGCUGAUGAUAUUUAUGAUAUAGAGAAAACAUUAACAGUCGCAUUGACAGAUUCAUCAAGCGAUGCUGGUAAAGAGAAGAGCAUCACGACACUCGAUCCACUGGCUUCAAGCACUUGGGAGCAGGUCCCAUCCACUAAAACAUUGAUCACACCUGUCCAGUGCAAAUCAUUGUGGAGGCAAUUCAAGAUAGAGACAGAAUAUACUGUGUCUCAGGCCAUUGCUGCACAGGAAGCAAACAAUCGUAGCAACAAUUGGUUACCUCCACCAUGGGCAAUUGUUGCUUUGCUUAUUCUUGGAUUUAAUGAAUUUAUGACAGUUUUAAGAAAUCCCUUGUAUAUAGGUGUCAUCUUUGUUGGCUAUCUUCUCUUGAAAGCCCUAUGGGUGCAGCUUGACGUUGCGGGAGAAUUUCAAAAUGGAGCUCUUCCAGGACUCAUCUCCUUGUCUAGCAAGUUUGUUCCAAUUAUCAUGAACCUUAUGAGAAAACUAGCAGAGGAGGCACAGAAUGCUGCAGCCGAUGACCAUAGUGGAAAUUCAUCAAAACGCUAUGAGAGGCCUGUUCCUUCUGGUAGAGUUACAUCAUCGAGUUCUUCUUCUCGUGUGACUUCUAUGGGUAAUAGAACUGACUCAUCCGAGUAUAUCAGUCAAUUAAAAGAAGAGUAGGUAAAGGUAGUUAUCUAACUGAAAAGCAAACUAUUCUGUUGAAGGGUGGUAGGGUCUUGCAGGGUUUUUUCUUGUUCGCAGAUUUAUGACUUGUGAUCAUUUUUAAAGACAUUGAAAGGUAUGAUGCAAGUCUUCCAGUUAGGUUCUUUAGUUAAUAUGGGAAGUUAGGUUGUGAUUUUUUUAUACUAGCAGUGCAUUCAAUCUUGUGUGUAAGAGUUGAAUGUGGUCUGAGUGUAUCUUUCUGAAAGUUUAAAUGUUGGAGUCGUGUGUUUAUAUUAGAUUUUUAAGAUUUUGACUGAUGCAACUGUAUGUAAGAUUAUGUUUGCUGCCAAAUUGGUUAU